Messenger RNA from Hypoxylon trugodes, 2107 nucleotides. RefSeq names its product aldehyde dehydrogenase. NCBI's taxonomy places the organism in Eukaryota, Fungi, Ascomycota, Sordariomycetes, Xylariales, Hypoxylaceae. Gene Ontology annotation, cellular component: cytoplasm. Gene Ontology annotation, molecular function: aldehyde dehydrogenase (NAD+) activity. Bases 173 to 1768 code for a protein of 531 amino acids. The transcript has 3 exons. Gene Ontology annotation, biological process: aldehyde metabolic process. The record is from RefSeq and is a predicted model, not a curated record.
AGGAGCUCCAUACCUUGGUAGACUAUUGAUAAACCAGAAAGAACAACCACCUCGUCAUUGCAACUUCAAAGGAUUAAACUUGUGUUUAAUUCUUAGACCCCUUCUAAUAAUUUAUGCUUCUUCGCUGUUACAUAAUUUUCUCCAAAUCAUAUUUCACCAGCCAUUCGUUAUCAUGACGACCGAUAUCAAGGUUCCCGCCUUCGAGGCAACUCCGAUUGAUACUAUUCCCGAGAUCGUCGCAACAGCCCGCGCUUCAUUUCAGUCUCAGAAGACAAAAGAUGUCGAAUGGCGACUUGUACAGCUACGAAAGCUCUACUGGGGCCUUCGUGACUAUACUGAGAAGAUCCAAGCUGCUAUGAACAAGGACCUUCGAAAGCCACCUCAUGAUUCGAUUUUAUCCGAAAUCCACCAUCUUUUCCAAGAUCUUGAUCUUACACUCAAGAAACUGAAGGAGUGGGCGAAGGAUGAUAAGAGCGUUGAUUAUCCUUUCACAUUUACGCCUCUGAAGCCACGUCUCAGAAAGGAACCGCUGGGCACGGUCCUCAUCAUCGGUCCUUACAACUUCCCUCUCAUGAUCAAUAUUGCACCCCUCAUUGGUGCUAUUGCGGCAGGCUGCACUGCUAUCGUGAAACCGUCUGAGAAUUCUCCUGCUACCGCGAUGGUUGUGAAGGAGUUAGUCGAGAAUUACCUCGAUCCGUCAUGCUUCUUCGUCGUUAACGGUGCGGUACCCGAGACUACGGCACUACUGGAUCAAAAGUGGGACAAGAUCUUUUACACCGGAGGUGCAACUGUUGCGAAAAUCAUUGCAAAGAAAGCGGCUGAAACCCUGACACCGGUUGUUCACGAACUCGGCGGGCUGAACCCCUCAUUUGUUUCCAAGUCUACCAAUUUGGCACUAUCUGCUAGACGUCUGCUAUGGGGUAAGACGAUCAAUGCUGGCCAAGUGUGCUUGUCUCAGAAUUAUGUGCUUGUGCAGAGGGACAUAGUCGACGACUUCGUUAAGCAACUUCAGGCGAGCUACAAGGAAUUCUACCCUAAUGGAGCCAAGACGACUACGGAUUAUGCGCGCAUAGUCAACGAGCGCCAAUUCAAUCGCAUAAAGAAUAUUCUCGACACUACUAACGGCAAGAUCGUAUUGGGCGGAGAGACAGAUAAAUCCGAUCUUUACAUUGCGCCGUCUGUCAUCCUCGUAGACUCCGUCGACGACCCUGCAAUAAAGGAGGAAUCCUUCGGACCUGUCUGGUCUAUUCUGCCGUAUGAUACUUUGGAUGACGCCAUCAAGAUUAUGAACCAGGUCGACCCCACCCCUCUCGCACUUACAACCUUUGGAUCGAAAGCCGAGAACGAGAAAAUCCUUAGCCAAGUAACCUCGGGUGGUGCUACCAUCAACGACGCCUGGAUGCACGGUGCCAUUGCUACACUACCUUUCGGUGGUGUUGGUCAAUCCGGUACCGGCGCAUACCACGGCAAAUCGUCUUUUGACACAUUCACACAUCUACGUACCGUCGUUGAGGUACCUGGUUGGAUGGACCAGCUUCUACGCGUGCGCUACUCGCCCUUCUCACCGACCGACUUCAAGCGCCACAUUUGGAUGACCAGCUCCAAGCCCAACUUCGAUCGCAACGGCAAGCUCAUCUCCGGGCCCCGCUACUGGUUCUGGCUUAUCUUUGGACUUGGUGGACCCUCUGUUAAAGGUGCGUUAUUACGGUGGAUCGUUCUUUUUGCCUCGGCCUAUGCCGCAUUUUAUCAGUACCGAAAGUCCUGGUGAUAUAAUUAUCGUCGUUCAAUAUGACGAAAUGUGACUUGGGAAGGGAAAUGGUGAAUAUAACCGCUCAUAAGCAAAGCUCCGAUUUGGCAUUCUCCGAGCGCAAUCGAUAUUCUCGGUCUGUGUAAACUAUGUCUUUCGCGAGACGAAUCUUCUGCGUUCUAUCGCAGUAUAUUGGCUACCUAUGGGUUCGAGCCGAAUGUAUUGAGUAAUAAGGAGAAUCGGUGCAUUCUUCCUAUUAGGAUCAUCAAAAAUGCAUGAAUGAUAGGGGAUAGGGGUGUUUAGGUAGUCAACAUAAUGAGAGCUGAAUAAGGCCAUUUAAUUGAGAACAUCGCACAAACC